UGAGGUUAUAUGAGAAUAAAUUUUCCUUAGCAACGGCUUGAAAAGAUCAGUUGAUGGGCCCUUAAUCUUACGGACUAAAAAUGUCCGUGACAGUGCUCGUCGCAGUCCAAUACUUGGAAAAUAUUGGGCCGGCAAUAGCACAAUCUGGUUGGUUGACUUUGACAACAUGCGCUGCGGGUUGAUUUUAGCAAUUGGCCCUCUGAGCUGAAUCUCUGAAAUAACUCCUCUGAACUUAGCCGAAUUAGCUGUGUAAUGAGAUUAGUAUACUCCACUGUGGAAAUCUUGUAGUCUAACCGCCUGCAGCCUGACAAACAAAUGCCGGGGAUGUCGAAUGCGCAAUUUUCUGUACCCCCACCCCCUCCCUCACAGCCUUUAGUUGGUCAGCGGUUCUCUCUUGAAAACUUCGUGAAAGAGUCGUGAAAGAUACAUCUAGGUUACAUCACAUUUUCCGCCUAAUAUUCUACAAAGUUUGACAGCGAUUUCCAGGAAAAUUUCUGGCAAGAAUAUUUUUGAAUACUUAAAUAUCAAGCCAAACUAUGCUGUGAUGGAAAAUUCUUCAUUUGCGGUAGUUGACAUCCCAGAGUUUGGAGCUGCAGGUCAAUUUUGUCGUUCACUCCUCUGUGAUCAUGUCUUCUGUCAGUGCAUUCAUUUCUCUUGGAAGACAAGUUAACAAACUUACUCUCAACCAGUGGACGCUUCUUUAUCCCUACGUGCACGUUCGCUCACGACUUAAUCUACAGAAAGCAUGCUCCUAUAGGAUAAAUGCUGGAAAUGCUUUACGAACAAUUCGAACUUCCAUUAGUUUACCGUGGAAAAGUCAAGAGGUAGUUGAUCGAGGCAGAGUGCUAACUGUCCCCGGUUUUGUUCGGCGGAGUUACAGCAGUGACAAUAAUGGGAGAAAGGAAACGGAAGUUGUGAAACAAAGCCCUGCCAAGAAGCAGCUAAAGAGUGAAGACCUGUUUCGGAUACUAUCACUCGCCAAACCAGAAUACAAGAGUCUUGCAGGAGCUAUUGGUCUUCUGUUUAUAUCAUCGGCAGUGACUAUGUCUGUGCCAUUUUGUAUGGGAAAGAUCAUUGACAUUAUAUAUACCUCAAGCCAAGAUACUUCCCAGAUGGUGGAAACACUCUCCUAUGUUUGUAAAAUUCUUUGUGGAGUGUUUCUAUUAGGUGGAGCAGCAAAUUUUGGAAGAGUUUACCUUAUUCAAGUUUCUGGCCAGAAAGUUGUAAAGCGUCUGCGUGACCAACUGUUCAGUGCCAUAUUGAGGCAGGAAACAGCAUUUUUUGAUAAAACACGAACUGGAGAACUCAUCAAUCGGUUGUCAGCUGACACCAUCCUUGUUGGUAAGGCUGUGACCGACAAUGUAUCUGAUGGAUUACGAGCUGUUGCUCAGUCAGUGGCUGGUGUUUCUAUGAUGUUUUAUGUUUCACCCAAGUUGGCUGGUAUUGUCCUUGGUAUUGUGCCACCAGUAGCUAUUGCCAUUGUUAUGUAUGGUCGUUAUCUACGAAGUAUUACGAAGAAAACACAGGACUCUCUUGCACAAUCUACUCAGGUAGCAGAAGAGAGAAUCAGCAAUAUACGAACAGUAAGGGCAUUUGGCCAAGAGCUGAAAGAGAUACAAACGUAUGCUAACAGCAUACAAGAUGUGUUCAAGUUGGCAAAGAAAGAAGCAGUUGCAAGGGCAGUUUUCUUUGGCUUUACGGGACUCUCGGGUAAUGUCAUCAUGCUUUCUGUGCUGUACAGUGGUGGGAUGAUGAUGACAGAUGCACAGAUCUCAGUUGGAGACCUCACAUCUUUUCUGCUCUAUGCUGGAUUUGUUGGAAUAUCCUUUGGAGGUCUGAGCUCAUUUUAUUCAGAACUUAUGAAAGGGAUUGGUGCCAGUGGUCGUCUGUGGGAGUUAAUUGACAGAAACCCUACCAUACCCCUGACAGGAGGAUUACGACCAGCCAUGUAUGACUUAAGCAGUGGAAUUCAAUUUAAGGAUGUCCAUUUCACCUACCCAUCACGACCUGACAUGCCAAUCUUCCAAGGACUAACCCUUGAUGUACCAGCCGGAUCUAUUACAGCAGUUGUUGGGCCAAGUGGUUCUGGGAAGAGCACACUGGGGUCACUACUGCUUCGUCUGUAUGAUCCAGAGCAGGGUCAAGUGAUAGUUGGAGGACAUGAUGUGCGUGGACUCUCACCUGAUUGGCUAAGAGGUGCAGUUGGAACUGUUCAUCAGGAACCAAUUUUGUUCUCAAGUUCCAUUGCCGACAACAUUGCCUAUGGAGCAAGCACAGGUCAGCAAGUGAGCAGUGACGACAUCAUGGAUGCAGCGGUGCAGGCUAAUGCCUACGGGUUCAUAAAGAGCUUUCCUAAAGGGUUUGACACUAUUGUUGGGGAAAGAGGGCAAAUGCUGUCAGGAGGUCAGAGGCAGAGGAUUGCAAUUGCAAGGGCAAUACUGAAGAACCCUUCCAUUCUGCUGCUUGAUGAGGCUACAAGUGCACUAGAUGCCGAGAGUGAACACUUGGUUCAAGAGGCAUUAGAAAGGUUAAUGAAGGGUCGAACUGUCAUCACCAUCGCACAUCGCCUUUCAACUAUCAAAAAUGCAGACAACAUUGUUGUGUUGAGUGAUGGACAGAUCUCCGAGGCUGGCUCUUACAGGCAGCUGAUGGAUGAACCUAAUGGUUUGUUUAGGAAGCUGGUUGAGAAACAGACCAUUGCUCUUCAGUAAAUGACGCGCUGUAGUUUUUUGUCUUGUUAGGUGAUAGUUUAGGAACAACUUAUGGUGAAACAGUGGAAUCCCAAUUUCUUGAACGUCAAUUUUUGAACCUCCUAAUAGCUCGAACCAAAUGUUGUUUCCCUCUCUCUAGUCAAACACUAUGAUUUUACCCCCAAUUUCUCAAACUACCUAAUUUUUCAAAGCAACUUUUGUUUCCUUUGGAGGUUUGUAAAAUUGGGAUUUCACUGUAUUCAAUUACAUACAUAUCUGGUAAAAUCUGAGAAAGUAUUCUUAGAUAACCAUGGUUAAGAAUCCAGGGGCCAGAUUUGUGAAGCCCUCCCUACAAGUUAAGGUUCAUCCUAGGCAUUGUUUCCAAGCAAAAGGUAUAACUUGAAAAAUUCUUAGAAUAUGUCUUAACCUAAACGGGGGAGGGAAGUGGGACUUUGUGAAUUUAUUGGGCCCAUUGAUGUAACAUGGAUUUAAGAUUGGAAGUUCCGAUGAGGAUUGAGUGUUUUGGUAAGUCCCUGCUAUGAGAAAGUCAGUGUUGCUGGACUAGAAAGAAGAUAUGGGUUAGCAGCAUUCAGCUUUGUAAAGCUGUCAAGAAACCAAGUAAGCCGUGGCACGUUUGUGUCCUCUGCUGCCCUUAUGCCAUUAGCCACUGAAAUGUGGCAGCAGCCACUGAAAUGUGGCUAUACUUGUUUAUUGUAGAGAGGUGCUCUCCAUUCAACCAAAACUUCUGGAAAUUUCAAAAUGGGUACAAGUGGUAGGGACAGUUCCAAGAGUAGUUUCCAGAAAAUCCUAUAUGCAAACCAUUCAAUAGAAAAGUGUGGAAACUUUAGGAGGAAAAUCAAAUGAAAUGGAAAUUCAAAAAAAUGUGGUAUACCUUACUCGAUUUUCCACUUUUGGAAAUAUUUCUAGAAAAUACUGUUCCAUUUUGUCACUGGAAAUUUUCAGAAAUUUAACCAAAAUUUUUUGUUGAAAGGAAAGCACAUGAGGUAUCAUUAGGAAUGCCCAUACUUGUUGCAAUUGGUCAGGAUGUAAAAUUACAGUGUGGUCUGUUUAAUGUGAUUCCAAAAACUAGAGGUCGUCACUGUGUGUUUUCAUAACAGCAGUACAAUUAGGUAAGUGUCAUAAUUUCUUUCCUCUGUGUGCAAUAAAUUCCAAUAGAAUGUUCCUCUGUGCAUAUUGAUUCUAAAAGAGGGGAUUACACAGUUAUGAAACCCUACAACUUAGAUCUUUGUUGUAUGUUUUUGUUUGCUUUUUUGGCCUUGAUUAUGCACAAAACACAAUAAUUGUUGUUUACUACUGACUGAGAAAAUAUAACCAAUAGAAAUGUUUUGUCGACGAUUGUGCAUGGUGGUGGACCUUCCAGUAAACAUAUCUUGGUAUCUUUGUUGCUCCUUUGAUGUUUGCCAGGCUUCAUUACCAUUCCCCUCUAACAACUCUGCCCUCUGAAAUGCUUCUUGUCACCCGGCAAAUUAUUAACGCAGUCUCACAAAAUGCUAGAAACCUUCCAUUAAGCUAGUGGCAUCAUACCAUAUUCUACAUGUAUGGAAAUCAGAGUUCUGUCAGUCAUAAUUGACCACUCUUCCUCACACCUGCCAAGAAGUCAUUUUGAAUAUUUAAUAGAAUAUUUAAUUAGAUAGUCUUAAAGAACCAAUGAAAUGAAAUUUUCAUUUUGUAAGUACUGUAGUGUUAAAAGUAAGUAUCUUAAAAGUAAUAAACAGUGGCAAAUAUUACUUUGCUGUAGAGUAGUUUAUUUAUAACAAAAUUCUUCAUUCUGAUUGGUUCCCUGCUGCACACCUUUAUUGUGUAAUAUUAGUGUCUGCAAUAAUCUCACGGAGGGUGUGCGAGAGACAAGCUCGAUAUCCUAAUAAUGGCCUUAUACAUGUGCUCAAGGGUGCGAAGAGGAUUGAGCAAGUGUGAUGUGGGUGUCCAGUUCCAGCUGUCAAAUGACAACUUUUUUAUAAAUUUCAAUACCUGUAAUUGGACACCUACUAAAUAUACCACUCUGACUCACGUUUUUCCUCAAAAGAGGUUCUCUUAGACUUGCUUAAACUGCUCAUCAAGAGAUCUUAUGUCAUUUACACUUAAAAUUAUUUUUUUUUAGAAAAAAUCAAACUUGAAUCUUGUUGGUGAUGUGAUUAAUUUGUAAUUGGACCUUGUGUCAUACAAUUUCAAACUGCGUCUUUGUACUGCAUACCCAGUUACUCUCUGAAUUGCACUUCACUUAGUUCAGUUACCAAAUUCAAAUUACAAAUUGUUAUGUAAUGGUAAUUGUUAGCAAUAACCAUCAAGAUGUAAUUUCUUUGUCAGCUAUUAAACUGUUGUAGAUAUCAAUGAA
This is a messenger RNA of Orbicella faveolata, 5043 nucleotides long. Its product is annotated as ATP-binding cassette sub-family B member 10, mitochondrial-like. Gene Ontology annotation, cellular component: mitochondrial inner membrane. The record is from RefSeq and is a predicted model, not a curated record. Gene Ontology annotation, molecular function: ABC-type oligopeptide transporter activity; ATP binding; ATP hydrolysis activity. Gene Ontology annotation, biological process: oligopeptide export from mitochondrion. NCBI's taxonomy places the organism in Eukaryota, Metazoa, Cnidaria, Anthozoa, Scleractinia, Merulinidae.